This is a messenger RNA of Marchantia polymorpha subsp. ruderalis, 4180 nucleotides long. The record is from the annotation of a GenBank genome assembly. NCBI's taxonomy places the organism in Eukaryota, Viridiplantae, Streptophyta, Marchantiopsida, Marchantiales, Marchantiaceae.
GCACCUGCAAAAGCGACCGCGGUCGACGCAGGCUCGCAGAUUGGGUUUCUCUGGUGGCACGCGAUUCGCGACCAGCAGGAAACGUGGCGGACGAUCCCGGAAUCUGGAAUGACCGUCGCCUCCUUUACGCAGUUCGCAGAUCGGGUCGAUUCGUUCUUUGGUCGCAGUCGGCGAAUGUACCCUGUAGCCAUCCACCCCCGCUUCUGCUCACAAGAACGCUCGUUGCAAGACUGGGAUAAUGGCGCGCGCGCUGGAAGCGCGGAAGGACGGACGGAGCGUGCGGAUGGACGUCCGUUCCCUAGGAAGGACGGACGGACGAGCUGGAGCUGGUCCUAGGCUCGAGGAGGAGGGUUCAAGCUGCUGGACUCGCUCGUGGGAUCGAUCUUUUCUCGUGUCGAGCGGAACGGCGCCAGCGAGGAGAAUUCAGACAUCUGCGCGUCUGAUCGGCCGAUUUGUUGGCUUUUGGGACAGCUCGGAAAUUCGGGCCGAACGCGGGGUUUAGGGUUUUUGGACGUCGCGAGACAUGGCUCCUGGAGCUGUGGAGAAAGCGGAAGCUGCUUCUGCUCCGGGAGGCGUGGAAGAAGAUCCGGAGAAGAAGAAGAAGAGGGAAGAGAAGGCGAAGGAGAAGGAGCUGAAAAAGCUGAAGGCAGCUCAAAAAGCCGAAGCUGCCAAAGCUGCGCAGGCCGCUAAAGCAGGGCAGCCAUCCAAGAAGGCAGAGGAGAAAGCUAAGAAAGCAGCUGCAGUUCCAGCUGAGAAUGAUGAAGAACAAACCGAUCCUCCUACCCCAGCUGGCGAGAAGAAGCGUCUGGCAUCGGAGAUGGCCAAGUCCUACAGUCCAGCAGCUGUGGAGGCUUCGUGGUAUGAAUGGUGGGAGAAGUCUGGCUACUUCGUCGCUGAUGCUACAGACAAGAAGAAACCUCCAUUCGUUAUCGUUGUGCCUCCACCUAAUGUCACUGGAGCCCUUCAUAUUGGACAUGGUCUGACUGCCGCCAUUGAGGACACUGUAGUCAGAUGGCGAAGAAUGAGUGGUUACAAUACUCUGUGGGUUCCCGGGUGUGAUCAUGCUGGUAUCGCUACUCAGGUCGUUGUGGAGAAGAAGAUAAAGAAGGACCUUGGACUGAAUAGGCACGAUCUAGGUCGAGAGAAAUUUGUUGCAGAAGUGUGGAAGUGGAAAGAAUCGUAUGGAGGGAAAAUUGGCAAGCAGCAGCGUGGAAUCGGUGCAUCCCUUGAUUGGUCCCGAGAGUGUUUUACCAUGGAUGAGAAGCGGUCAGCUGCUGUGACUGAGGCAUUUGUUCGAUUGUUCAAAGAGAAGCUGAUCUACAGGGACAACCGUCUCGUGAACUGGGACUGCAUCUUGAGAACGGCUGUCUCAGAUAUUGAGGUCGAUUACAUAGACUUGCCAGGUCGCACAAUGCUACGAGUACCGGGUCAUGACGACCUUGUGGAAUUCGGUGUAAUUACUUCUUUCGCUUAUCCCUUGGAGGGAGGAGAGGGGGAGAUUGUUGUCGCCACUACUCGAAUUGAGACUAUGCUUGGAGAUACAGCAGUCGCAAUACACCCAGAAGAUCCAAGAUACAAACAUUUACAUGGGAAGUUUGUGGUCCACCCUUUCAACAAGAGGAAAUUGCCAAUCGUAUGCGAUGCGGAACUAGUGGAUAUGUCCUUCGGGACCGGUGCUGUCAAGAUAACUCCUGCCCACGAUCCAAAUGAUUUUGAAACUGGAAAGCGCCACAAUUUGGAAUUUAUCAAUAUCCUAACAGACGAGGGCAAUAUUAACAGCAAUGGAGGAAAGGACUACGAAGGUCUCAAACGUUUUGAAGCUCGUGUAGCCGUUCUGAAAGCUCUGAACGAGAUGGGACUGUACAGAGGAGCAGCCGAUAAUCCCAUGCGUCUUGGAAUCUGCUCAAGGAGUAAUGACGUGAUUGAACCUAUGAUUAAACCUCAGUGGUAUGUGAGCUGCGAUGGUAUGGCAAAGGAGGCCUGCGAUGUUGUUCGUGAUGGACGACUCGAAAUCGUACCGAAACAGUUUGAGGACGUAUGGUUCAGGUGGUUGGAGAACAUUAGAGAUUGGUGUAUCUCAAGGCAGCUUUGGUGGGGUCAUCGAGUGCCUGCAUGGUAUGUCACUCUCGAGGAGGACGAGCUCACUGAAUUUGGAGUCUACAAUGACCAUUGGGUCGUCGGACGAGAUGCGAAAGAAGCUGAGAAGCUUGCUUCUGAGAAGUAUCCAGGGAAAAAGUACAAAUUGGAGCAAGACCCAGAUGUCCUUGACACCUGGUUUUCUUCAGGACUCUUCCCCUUCUCUGUGAUGGGUUGGCCAGAAAAUACUGCUGAUCUACAAACAUUUUAUCCAACAUCGUUGCUGGAGACAGGUCAUGAUAUCUUGUUUUUCUGGGUCGCUCGAAUGGUGAUGCUGGGCAUGAAGCUUACGGGCCACCCACCGUUCAAGCAGGUGCUUCUGCAUGCUAUGGUUCGAGAUGCGCAUGGUCGGAAGAUGUCGAAGUCUUUAGGUAACGUUAUUGAUCCCAUGGAAGUCAUCCAUGGGAUAACCUUAAAGGAACUUCACAAGCGACUCGAGGAAGGAAAUUUGGAUCCACGGGAGGUGGAAAAAGCGAAAGCGGGACAAACACUAGAUUUUCCAAAUGGAAUUGCCGAGUGUGGAGCCGAUGCCCUCCGAUUUGCUCUCGUCGCAUACACUGCCCAGUCAGUCAACAUCAACUUGGAUAUUCAAAGAGUAGUAGGAUACAGGCAUUGGUGCAACAAGCUUUGGAAUGUCAUUCGCUUCGCCAUGAUGAAUUUGGGGAGCGAUUUUGUUCCUUCUCAACAGCUAGAUAUGGCCAGUCUCCCAUUUGGUUGUAAAUGGAUUCUUGCUGUCCUGAACAGCACCGUUGAGAAAACUGUGAACUCUUUCGAAGCCUUGAAUCUGUCGGAAGCAUCGACAGCCAUGUACUCUUGGUGGCUAUAUCAGCUGUGCGACGUUUUCAUUGAAAUUAGCAAACCAGCUUUAAAUGGGGAUGACACAGACCCCGCAGCAGCCCAAGCUAAAAAAGCUACGAGGGAUACACUUUGGGUAUGUUUAGACAUAGGUUUGCGGCUUCUGCAUCCAAUAAUGCCUUUCUUGACCGAAGAAUUGUGGCAGCGACUUCCUCGAAGGCAGGAGGACGAUGUCAAGUCAUCAAUUAUGAUAUCACCCUAUCCAUCAGUAGUGGAGGAAUGGAGGAAUUCCACGGUAGAGUCGGAAAUGACUUCAAUCGAAAUUGCUGUUAGAGCAAUAAGGUCUCUACGUAUGAACUAUGGUCUGCAGCCAAAGCAAAGGUGUGCUUUAUACUUGCUUUGUCGGACUCCUGAAGUUGCUGACGUCAUGACGAAGGGUUCAGAUAUAAUCUCCACUCUAGCCACUUUGUCUUCAGUGAAGAUAAUUACGGAAGCUGAAAGCGCACCAGCUGGAUGUGCGGUUGCCAUAGUUGAUGAGCAGUUGUCAGCUUACCUUCUUCUGACGGGUUUGGUCGAUGCGAGCGUGGAGUUGUCGAAGCUGCAAAAGAAGAAGGAUGAAGUAGAGAGGUUUCGAGAAGCCAUUACCAAGAGGAUGAAUGCUCCAGGAUAUGCAGAUAAAGUGCCGGCAAAUGUUCAGGAGGAUAAUCUUACCAAAGUUAACAAAUACACAGCAGAGUUAUCUACAAUAGAAGAAGCAUGCGAGAAUUUUCAAAGACUCCUCAUAGGUUAAGUUACGUCAGGCUCCUUUCUUUUAAGCGCUUAUUCUUUGGAAAGGUGAAUGCUGCCUUGUUGCUCAUCGCGCAGUCUACUGCCGCCAUGAGCCCCGGAUUGUGAAACACGUAGUGCACCUAUUAUUAUCUGUCUCAGGUCGACAAAUCAUUCUGUUUAGAUGCCUGGGAAGUUAUCUUUCCGGAAUGAUGUAAUUUUGAGAGGUCAAAACAGAAGUUGCGGGAGUUAAAAGAGCUAUGCCAGUUAUCUCUGGUACUAAGUACAUGUGUGUUUUAUGCAGUAGGUUAUGCAGCCUAAUCAGAAUUGAGGCCUAAAAUACAAGAGCCGAGAUGAAAAGUAAAGUAGAGAAAAUGAGGCGAGAAAGGAGAAUUGGUAAUUGAGAGAAAAUAUAGGUAUGACAAGCAAAAGGAAUGAUGAGAUUUGAAACACCAGAUUUGGAGAAUACCACGCAUCACCUAUU